AUGAAAAGUCUGAAUUUACACAUUUAUCGUCCACGUCUUUUGAAAGCUCUCAACGAAGACGAUUUCGAUCGCCAAAUCGAAUUCAUCGAAUGGAUUCAAAUCAUGUCUCAGGUCGAUACUGAUUUCCUACGAUGGAUUUUAUGGACAGAUGAGGCAAUUUUCAAAACGAAUGGAUUAAUAAAUCGUCAUAAUUGCGUUUACUACGAUUUUGAGAACCCAAAUGUCAUAAUUACUCAAGAAUUAAACGCUCCAGGCGUCUAUGUGUGGGCUGGCAUCUAUUCUUACACCAUAAUCAGUCCUUACUUUUAUGGCGGCUUGGUAAACGGUCCCAAAUACCUCGAAACGCUUGAAGAAGUCAAGAUCAAACUUGACAACAAAGAUAUCUUCCGUGGUAAGCGAAUUAUCUGGCAACUAGAUGGAGCCCCAUUCCAUUAUGCGGUUGUGGUUCGUGAUUUUUUGAAUAAAAACUUUAACGGGUGGAUUGGUCGCCGUUGGACGACGGAAUGGCCCCCAAGAUCACCCGAUCUCACACCUUGUGAUUUCAGCAUGUGA
Cinara cedri is the source of this 552-nucleotide messenger RNA. NCBI's taxonomy places the organism in Eukaryota, Metazoa, Arthropoda, Insecta, Hemiptera, Aphididae. The record is from the annotation of a GenBank genome assembly.